Messenger RNA from Durusdinium trenchii, 297 nucleotides. NCBI's taxonomy places the organism in Eukaryota, Dinophyceae, Suessiales, Symbiodiniaceae. The record is from the annotation of a GenBank genome assembly.
AUGGCGAAUCUGAUAGAUAGUGAGGCCCACUUCCAAUCCAGGGCACUGGAGGUGGGAAUGUCUGACGGUGUGCGACAGGCUCUUCGAGAUGGUGGCAUUCGGACCAUGAGCCAUCUGGCAUUUGCAAUCGGCCAGCCAAACCAGCCACUUACAAAUGAUGAAGUAGGAGCUUUUCUGAGAACCCUCCUAUCGAGGGAGGCAACCUUGCAGGAAGUAGCGUUGAUCAAGAGAAUCACGUUCGAAGUUCAGACUUACUUAGUCGCUUUUUUUACGCCAAGGAGUAGAGCAGCAAGAUGA